ACGAGAGCCUUCCGCCCGCUUGCAGCCCGAUGCGAGCGCUAGCGCCGCCGCUUCCAAUCCCGUGCGUCUCCCUUGCCUCGUGCGCUUCUCCUUCCACCUCCGCGCGCGAAAUCCAUCUUUCCCUCGCUCCAAAUCGCUUGGUGCGCGCCAAAUCGAAGCUCUAAAGUCUCCAGCUUCCCCCAAAUCGCCACCACCCCAAACCCUAGAACAGCCGCCGGCGCUGCAUCAAGGAGAUGGGCCAGCAGUCCAAAAGGACGCGUGCGCCGGCGCCUCAGGUCGUCCCGCCGUCGCUGCCUCAAUUCGUUCCGCCGUUGAUGCCGCAUCUCGUCCCGCCGUCGGCGCCACACCUCGUCCCGCCCCCGUCGGCGCCGCACCUCGUCCCGCCGCCGUCGGCGCCACACCUCGUCCCGCCGCCACGCCAGCCCGGACCAGGUGCCUCGAUCCCCCCACGGCCACCAAAGGCAGCGGCGGCCUCUGCACCAUGCUGGCUGCCCCAGACGCAAGGCCCUUUGUGGUACACGAAUGUUGAUGAUCUGAAUCCAGAAGCAUGGGGAGUGGAUUCUCACCCACCUGGUGGGUUCCUUGGUUUUUUUAAGAACAUGCCAAGCCUUUCCCAAGCUGUGAGCAAUGGGACUUCAUCGCAACAAAUCAAGAAAGGAGAUGCCACCAAUGGUGGCGAGUGUGCAAGGACUGAAAAGCGCUUGCUGUGGACAAAAGAGGAAGAUCUUAGAUUGGUUGGUGCUUGGUUGAAUAAUUCAAACGAUCCAAUCCAAUCAAAUUACAAGAAGAACGACCAAUACUGGAACGAAGUUGCUGCUGUCUACAAUAGUACCACUCCCAAAAACAGGGAAAGGCUAGUCAAGCAAGUGAAGGAUCGCUUUGGGAGAAUUAAGAAAAGGGUUGCAUGGUUUUGUGGGAGUUACAAGGAAGCUAGUGCACUGUAUGCUAGUGGUGAAUCUGAUGCAGAUUUAAAGAAGAGGGCAAUGCAAACUUAUGAGGCAGAUCACCCAGGAGACGGUCCAUUUAUGUUUGAGCAUUGUUGGGUAGUUCUAAAAGAGCAACCAAAAUGGGAUGCAUAUUUGGAACGCCUAGAAGAUGUGGAGCCGGACAAGAAGAUGUAGUCAAUAGUCAAAUUACACUUAACUAUAGUGUAUUUCAGAUAACCAUGUAGAAGUGCAAAAAAUCAUGUAGUCAAUAGUCAAAUUACACUUAACUACAAUGCAUUCCAGAUAACCAUGUAGAAGUGCAAAAAAUCAUGUAGUCAAUAGUCAAAUUACACUUAACUACAGUGCAUUCCAGAUAACCAUGCAACCAUAAUUAUACACUCAGGACACUUGAGACAUCUAUAUAAUGCCCCAUCUCAGGUUUAGACUCAUCCACCCAAACCCAUCUUCCUUCCCAUACCUCUCAUCUUCCUGCUCAGCCUACAAACCAAUCUUCCUCACCCACCAUGUCAGAUUCAUCAUCAUACUCAGAUGACUCUGAUGAACUAGCCCCAUCCAAAAUCAUGGAAGAGUAUGUUGCUGAGCAAACCGUCUUGGACUCCUUUGCCGAGCGACUCAUGAUGAAGAUCAAGGCUAGGAUUUCAGCUGGAUCAUCUCAGCGACAAAGUGGUCCAAGGAAGAUCAUUCGAAGGGAUCAUGGAGGUGCUCAUGAACGUUUGGUGGAGGACUAUUUUGCUGCUGAUCCACUCUACGACGAGAGUAUGUUUCGUACAAGAUUUCGCAUGAAUAAACACCUCUUCCUACGCAUUGUGAAUGCCCUUGGUCAGUGGUCUCCCUAUUUCACUUAUAGGGCAGAUUGUUCUGGCCGAAUAGGCCUCUCACCAUUGCAGAAGUGUACUGCAGCCAUGCGCAUGCUAGCGUAUGGCACCCCUGCAGAUGCCCUUGAUGAGUACUUGAAGAUUGGGAAGUCCACUGCAUUAGAGUGUAUGGACAAGUUUGCACGGGGUGUGAUUGCGGUGUUUGACGGGGAAUACUUGCGACGCCCCACAAGAGAGGAUAUUGAGCACUUGCUUCAGGUUAAUGAGUCUCGUGGUUUUCCUGGAAUGUUAGGAAGUAUUGAUUGCAUGCACUGGUGAUGGGAUAAGUGUCCUUUAGCAUGGAGGGGGCAAUUCACCCGUGGUGAUUAUGGAGUGCCUACAAUGAUCCUAGAAGCCGUUGCUUCCCAGGACCUUCGUAUUUGCCAUGCUUUCUUUGGAAUUGCUGGGUCAAACAAUGACCUUAAUGUGCUCAACCAGUCCCCACUGUUUUUUGAUGCCUUGAAAGGAGAAGCCCCUCAAGUUCAGUUUUCAGUCAAUGGAAAUGAGUAUAGCACGGGUUACUACCUUGCUGAUGGUAUAUACCCAGAGUGGGCUGCCUUCAUGAAGACCAUACCACUUCCCCAAACAGAUAAACAUAAGUUAUUUGCCAAGUACCAAGAAGGGGCAAGGAAAGAUGUGGAGCGUGCUUUUGGGGUAUUGCAGUCCCGCUUUACCAUUGUUCGCCGGCCUGCACGACUAUGGCAGAGAAAGAGUGUUGGAAGGAUCAUGCGAGCAUGUGUGAUUCUCCACAAUAUGAUAGUCGAAGAUGAGAGAGAGCAAGUUAACGUUCAUAUUGACUUGAAUGAGAUUCCAGGGGCUUCAUUUGAUCUACCCUCUGAAGUGAAUGUUGGUGGUAAUCUUUGUUUUGCUGAUGUACUGCGUAGGAAAGCUACCAUCCGUGCUCGUCCACAACAUAACCAACUUAAAAAUAUUCUGGUCGAGCAUAUUUGGCAUAGGGCUCAAAAUAGGCAUCACAAUUAGUCACGGACUAUGCCGUGUCGUGGUGACUGCUGCAUGUGCAACCUACUCUGGCUGAAGAUUGUUGACGCAGAUGGAUUUGUCGCUCCUUUCUAUUGAAGUUCCAACUUAUCAUCGUCAAGAUCAAAACUAAUGGCUUAUUUGCAUUGUCUCUUGUUUGGUUAAUGUUUUCUUAAAAAGACUGGUGUAAUGUUUGAGUGUCGAUGUCAUGGUGUUAUGCGCCAUUAGUUUGUUGAUCGUCGACGCCAAGAUUAAAACUAACGGCUUGUUUGCCGGGCGUCUUAUUUAGUUCUAUGUUUGGUUAAUGCUUCCUUGGAAAGACUCAAGCAAUGUUCAAC
Messenger RNA from Triticum aestivum (bread wheat), 3117 nucleotides. RefSeq names its product protein cappuccino. The transcript is spliced from 5 exons. The record is from RefSeq and is a predicted model, not a curated record. Lineage: Eukaryota; Viridiplantae; Streptophyta; Magnoliopsida; Poales; Poaceae. The coding region runs from base 234 to 1121 and encodes 295 amino acids.